AUGAGGAGCUUGGGGCUAGACACGGUUAAGGGAGACAAUUUGCAGGGAAAAUCAACAAAAGACUUGAUAGACUAUGACAACACAGAGUAUGUCUCCACCUUCUGUGAGCGAUCAGCCCUGAAGCUGCUAAAAAGUCACGGCUGUGUUUUCAUCCAAGGAAGGUCAGGAACAGGGAAAUCAAGACUGGGACUGAGACUACUGGCCGACAUAUCCACACAGGAAGGGCGAGUGCCAGUUAUAUUAACAUCCCCUAAACAAUGGAAGUUGAUACCACAAAGGAAGGGGCAAGGGACGCAGAAGUACAGCGUGAUGUUAGACAAUAUCUUUGGAUCCAAGGCUUUGCUGAACGGAAAUCAUUAUGUUGUGCGGCAGCUGGCUGACACCUUACAGGAGUUCCGAUGUCCAAAGUUUGAAAUUCUGAAGCUGUUGAUGGAGGCUGGCAGUGACAUGAAUCAGGUUGAUACAAAAUACAAGCCUAUCAUCUACAGAUGCGCUGAGGCUGGUGAUUUGGCAGGUGUGAAGCUCUUGAGCAGCAGAGGCGCGGAUCUGAAUGUUGAUGUACAAAGAUAUGCAUUAAAAGUCUGCAAAAGAGUUGUUCAUGUGGUUUGCCGGAAUUCCGAUGUUGAUGUUUUGAAGGCUAUCUGUGAAUAUGGUGCUACCCUUGAUGUUGUUGAUUUCGAUGGGGAAACUGUAUUACAUAAGGCAGCUGGAUCCAGCAUUGAUGCUGUAGAGAAACUCAAAUAUCUCCUUGACGUCAAACAGAUACCUCUUGAUGUGACAGACAAUGGUUGGAGGUCAGCCUUGUUUCCAGCACUGAGGUCAGCUGUAAUGACAAAAGACAUGGAGGCAUUUGAUUUCCUGGCUGACAGAGGAUUGGAUGUAAAUCAGAGGGAUUAUCUUGGAAACAAUCUGUUGUUGGACCUAUUCUUUCCUAAUAGGGUUAGCAUGAUAGAUAUCACGAAACCACCAUCAGUUGAUUUCAUAAAGUUACUGCUGGCAAAACGUAUUUCUCCUGAUGCACAAAAUAACUUUGGAAAAACAUUGCUCCACUAUGCAGUUGAGAUGGAAAACGUGGAUAUGGUUAGCACUCUAAUCAGCGAAGGUGUUGAUCCAUGUGUCGAAGAUGCAGAAGGUAAGACUGUCCUUCAUUAUGUCGCAAAAAGGAAGUGUAAACAUAAGUAUAUUAAGCUUCUACUUGACAAUGGUGUUGAUCCAUCUGUCAAAGAUGCAAAGGAACGAACAGCCCUUCACUAUGCUUCACGGACAGAUAAUUUGGACAGUGUAAAGUUAUUGUUAGAACGGGGCAUUGAUCCAUGUCUACAAGACCACAAGUAUGAAACAGCCCUACAUUGUGCAACAAAAGUGGGACAUUCUGCAAUAGUCGAGCUACUUCUUAAAUAUGGUGCUGAACCCAAUAUUAAAGAUCAGUUCCUGAGAGAUUGUCUGCAUAUUGCAGCAGCACUUCCAAACAAGGACAUCAUUGUGAUGCUGCUUGGUAAAGGAGCUGAUCCAAGUGUUCAAAAUAUCUUUGGUCAGACGGUUCUUCACUGUGCAGCCUUGAGACCAAAUGUUGACAUUAUUCGGAUGUUCUUAGACAUUGGAACAGAUGCAAAUAUUCAAGAUCACUAUGGAAUGACAGCCCUUCACUAUGUUGCAGAGAAUUGUGAUGACAACAACGUUCGACUGCUACUUGAGAAAGGUGCUAAGGCAGGUUUAACAGACCAUAAAGGGAUGACUGCCCUUCAUAUUGCAUCCAUUGAUUGUAACACUAGCAUUGUAAAGCUACUCUUAGAUACACUGGCAGAUCCCUGCAUACAGGACAAGCAGGGCAGAACUCCACUUCACUAUGCAUCAGAACUGGAAGUCAAUGAUACUAUGAAACUACUCCUAGAAAAUGGUGCUGUUCUUUCCACACAAGACGAUCAAGGGAAAACUCCACUACACAUCGCUGUACAACAUCAACAUCACGCUAAAGUCAGCCUCCUUUUGGACAAUGGUGCUGACUUGGGUAUAGUAGAUAAGCUUGGCAAGACUCCCCUACACUAUGCUGAAAGUAUGUGCACUGCAAAGCAACUUCUCGAUAACGGGGCUGAUCCAUGCACCAUAGAUCAACAUGGCAAAACGGCACUUCACUACACAACAGAACGUGGUUUCGAAGAGGUUAUGAAACUUCUCCUACAUGCAGGUGCUGAUCCAAACAUCAGAGAUGAGCACGGCAAAACAGCUCUUCAUUAUGCAACACAUGUGAGGCAGCAGGGUUUGCGUGCACACUACUCAUCAAGCAACUGGAUUAGUGAUGUUAGACUUCUCUUACAAUCAGGUGCUGAUGCAGGCAAACAAGACAACCAUGGCAAAACGGCUUUUCACGUUGCAGUUGAACAUGCUUGUAGUGAGGGUGUUAGAUUUUUCCUGCAUUCAGAUUUGGAUAUAAAUAUACAAGAUCAGCAGGGCAAAACUGCUUUGCACUAUGCUGCAAAGAGGGAGAGUAGUGAAUUCGUAUAUAUGCUUCAAAAGAAAGGUGCUGAUUCAUCAAUUAAGGAUAACCAAGACAGAAUAGCCCUUCACUAUGCAUUAGGUGGACCUGAUAUAAGGACAGUUCAGUUACUUUCAGGCAACGAUGACGAAACACAUAUGAAAGACAAUAUUGGAAAGACGGCUCUUCAUUUUGCGGCAGAAAGUAACAAUAGUGACAUUGUAAAGUUUGUUUUAGAGAAAGGUUUAAAAGUUAAUCUGCAAGACGAACAUGGAACAACAGCUCUUCACCAUGCAGCAAGGGUUGGAAACGUUACUAGUAUCAAGCUACUCUUGCAGAAUGGCGCCAGUCCUUUCAUACCAGACCACCAGAGUAAAACAGUUCUUCACUUUGCUGCAGAGAGUCCAUAUUAUAACAGACUUGAGUUGCUUUUGGAAGUUGGUUUGGACAUGGAUGCACAAGAUCAAAGUGGGAAAUCAGCACUGCACUAUGCAGCCCAGAGAGGACACGCCAUUGGGGCACUCUUAGGCAGAGGUGCUAAUCCAUGCAUACGAGAUAAUCUGGGGAGGAUACCUCUACACUAUGCGGCCCAGAUUAGGCAUUCUAAAGGCAUUGAGUUACUCUUAGAAAAAGGAGUAUCGUUACAGGACCAGAAGGGAAAAACAUCUCUUCAUUAUGCAGCAAGGAGUGGACUCUGUGACAACAUUGAGUUUCUCCUAAACAAAUGUGCUGAUACAUGCAUACAGGAUGACUUAGGACGAACCGCUCUUCAUUGCGCAGCUAUGACUCUCGUGAAAGUUGAGUCUGAAGAUGCAGCUGAAGAUGCAGAUGAAGAUGCAUGUGAUUAUGCAACUGUGCAUUUACCUGAUCUCAAACGCUGUGUUAAAAAGCUGCUACUGAAAGGUGCCGAUCCCUGUUUAAAGGAUCAACAAGGCAGGACACCUCUUCACUUUGCUGUUCAGAGUAGUGAGCGUGUCAUCAUCGAGCUUCUCCUUCAGAAGCAAGCUGACCCUUGUGCAAGAGAUGAACGAGGCAGGACACCACUGCACUAUGCAGCUGAGAGUGGGGCAUUCCGCAGCAUACGUCUUCUUCUACAGAAAGGUGCUGACCUCUGCGCAAAGGAUGAACGAGGCAGGACACCGCUGCACUAUGCAGGUGAGAGUGGGGCAUCCGGCAGCAUACGUCUUCUUCUAUGGAAAGGUGCUGACCUCCGUGCAAAGGAUGUACAAGGCAUGACACCCCUUCACUGUGCAGCUCGGGGUGGGGCGUUGGAGAGUGUAAGUCUUCUCCUCAAGAACGGUUCUGAUCACUGCGCCAAAUGUGAGCAAGGCAAAACGCCACUUCACUAUGUAGCUCCGGGUGAGAACUAUGACAGAAUAAGGCUUCUACUGCAGUAAGAUAUCGAUGUCAGAAAAGUUACAGACAAUGCCAUGUGGCGUAGUUGACGAUCAGGAUUCAUCGGAGACUGCAGUGAGAGCUAAUAUCACCCUUUCCCAGGCCCCAAACACCCUCCCCCAGGCCCCACUCACCCUCUCCCAGGCCCCUCUUAUCCUCUCCCAGGCCCCGCUCAUCCUCUCCAAGGCCACGGUCAUCCUCUCCAAGGCCCCACCCACUCUCUCCAAGGCCCCACCCACCCUCACCCUGGGCCAACUCACCCUCUUC
This is a messenger RNA of Haliotis rufescens (red abalone), 4135 nucleotides long. RefSeq names its product serine/threonine-protein phosphatase 6 regulatory ankyrin repeat subunit B-like. Lineage: Eukaryota; Metazoa; Mollusca; Gastropoda; Lepetellida; Haliotidae. Bases 1 to 3870 code for a protein of 1289 amino acids. The record is from RefSeq and is a predicted model, not a curated record. The transcript is spliced from 4 exons. Gene Ontology annotation, molecular function: protein binding.